GAUACAAAGAUAAGCCUGGAACGAGGACCUGUGUUGUAUUUGGGUUUGAUACUGACGCCUUGUAUUUUGCUGUGUAUUUGGUUUGUUUCGCGUGUAUGGUGACGCUAGGAUUACUUAAACACCAAAAUUACUAGCGGAAUGAAGUAAAUGCGCUUUCAAAAUUAAACUUGUAUUGAACGAACGUUGGUAAUAGUGACGUUUAGAAAUACUGAAAGUCUGAUAUUAUCACAUGUUAUGAGCUAGUACCCCUCUUCACUAGAGUUACUGUGGUAUGUUAGAUAAGUGAAGUUAUUAUCAUAUAAUUAAGGAACGUUUCUUGGUCAUAUUUUGACAGAUGUCUUAAUAUACACAGCUACUAUACCGCUAAAAGGAAAUGGCGGAGGAUCUACCACCGGAAGUAAUGUUGCCGCGUCUGAGUCGCGCGCUGUCAGUGUGUGAGACUCAGCUUGCCCACGAGCUGUGGUCGGAGGAGGUCAAGCAGCCGUCAAAGUUACAAAGGAUUCGUUCCCGUGGCACGGACCUCUUGCACAGCCAGGGUGUUCUGCUAGCUGUUGUCAUACUGAACUGUGUCGACUGUAUCCUCGUCCUCUCAGAGCUCAUGCUAGACGUCUACUUCGUGAAAGAUAUGAUAGUGACGGCUGAGCAUACGAUGAAGACGUUUAAUCGGAAGUUGCAGGAGCGCUACCCGGCCCAGUUUUUUGGACUGUUGCUGCACGAUACCCACGAGUUUUACAACCGCGUACUGCGCGCCCAUCUGAUGUGGAACACGACCGACAAAGGCGCAAUGGAGGGAAGCAAAUCUGUCCCGGAGGCUUUCUAUUCGGUUGGUGGUAACAACAGUUUAGUCGUGGGUCUGGAUAGCGGGGCCGGGCCGGUAUUCUUUUAUGACGCGGACGACCCUGAGUUUCUUGAGGAUGUGACCCUCAGCGCGGAGGAAAUUGUGUCGCACGCCCUCCACAAGACCAGCAUCGCCAUACUCGCUACCCUCGUCAUCUAUACCGUACUGAAGGUGUUCUGCUAUGGUUUGUCGUUUGUGAAACAUAAGAUGGAGGUGUUUGACGGUAUAGUUGUCGUGGCGUCCUUCACACUGGACGUGUGCUACAUCAAGGGCCUAACCAACUACCCCGUGGAGUCCUUCAUACUCAUUCUGACAAUCAUGGUCCCUUGGAGGGUUAUUAGGGUCCUCAAUAGUCUGGUUAUCGCAGUGAAGGACAACUACCACUUUAUGAUGAAGCUCAUGUACCGGAAGUCCCAGUUUCAGCGCGACCGUAUACGCCACCUGGAGACCUCUGGGAGAGACCUCCGGGUACUGGUGGAAGUACUGAAAGACAAAUGCGAGCUUGCUGGAGUGUCCAUAGAUCAUCUUAAAAUGGCGGAGGAUCGAAGGAACGAUACAAAACAACGACCGUUCUUGGCCUGCUUGUCUGGCCAGUUAUCCACGACCGACCUGGACACACUAACGCAUGAUGUCAGCGAACACUGUCUGUCACAAGCCAAACAGAAAAUCAUGGGGGGAGAGGUAGCGUCGCACCCCGAAAAUUGCGUGCAAGAUCCGCUGCUGGAAUCUGCAGACGUCAACCGACGGGCUGUGCACUUCUGAAUCAUAUCCGCACCUUGUCCUCGUGAAUUGUACAAAAAUAUAACAUAUCUCGUCUACGUCGUACAGAGAUUCGACUUUGAAUUCAUUUUUACAAAAAUCUACCUCGUAUUCCAUAUCUCAGGGAUUCAUUUCCUCACAUACUUAAAAGAGUAGCCGUUAGAGCGGUUGUGACUUUAGAACCGAUACAUUACGUCCACACUUCUGUCCUUCAUCUCGUAUCACACCUUAGUAGCCAUUGAUUGUCUAGAUGUAUUACCUAUUAUAAAUAAUAGCUUU
This is a messenger RNA of Mya arenaria, 1876 nucleotides long. RefSeq lists its product as uncharacterized. The coding region runs from base 374 to 1600 and encodes 408 amino acids. The transcript has 8 exons. The record is from RefSeq and is a predicted model, not a curated record. Gene Ontology annotation, molecular function: voltage-gated proton channel activity. Gene Ontology annotation, biological process: proton transmembrane transport. NCBI's taxonomy places the organism in Eukaryota, Metazoa, Mollusca, Bivalvia, Myida, Myidae. Gene Ontology annotation, cellular component: plasma membrane.